GGUUGGAGGCUCAUAAGGAAAAUAAACGAAAGCCUUCAAAGAAAGGAAUGCAAGCGUGCGGCCAAAAAACUUGUGACUUUUCUCUCCCUCACGACUCAACAACCGUCGGAAAAUAUCAGAGGGCUGAUCACAGGCAAUCUUGCCAAAGUCCCAAAGAUGUCUUUUGCAGGUGCUAGAGCGAUCAGUGCACCAAGAAAACUGCAGACCAAACUAAGUACUUGGACUCCACUGAACCACCAGCUCUCCAACAGCAAUAUUUUUGAAGAAAGAAGGCUUCUUCUCAGGAAAUGGUUUGAUAAGUGGACCGACGGGCAGCGUAAGCUGGUGCUGCAAGACUUCCUGUCCAGGUCCUCUCCAGCCCAGUUGAGGCAGCUGAAGGAGACCCUGGGCAGCCUGGUUCCAGAGCAGGUCCUGGACUUCACCGUCAUCCUGCCCAGGGUGGUGUCGCUGUACAUCUUCUCCUUUCUGGACCCCAGGAGUCUCUGCAGAUGUGCUCAGGUUAGCUGGCACUGGAAGAGUAUCGUAGAGCUGGACCAGGUAUGGAUGCCCAAAUGUCUCCGACUGGAUUGGUGCAUCGACUUUACCCCCACACCAUUUGAACAAGGUGUGUGGAAGCGCCACUACAUAGAGACAGUAAAGGACCUUCAUGUCAGCAAACCUAAGACUCCAGUCAAGGAUGAGUUUGUUGUGCCCGACGUGAGGGCGAUCGGUCAGGAAGAGGAGGAACCCCCUUUGUCUGAUGACAAACCCAGAGAAACGCGUUGCAGAAGAGGUGUGGCUGGGCAUAGCUCAGCAGUUGGGACUCUGACAGGACUUCCACCAUGGAGGCAUGCUGACAGACACCCCACGGACACCAUACGCUUCAACUACCUGGAGAACCCAGACCCUAUCGAACAGGCGCGGCUAGCACGGGCGAAAGGGAAGAGGGUUCAUCUGAGCAUGGCGCGACAAGACAGCGGCAACACCAAGAAGAAAGCGCUCUCCGCCUCUGCUUACAGACUACGCAAGGCAAAGUCCCUGAUGUUCCUGUCCCUGGAUCUGCAGUCUCGGGAGAAGAGGAGGCCAGACUGGGCUGUCCGGAGCGCUGACCAAUACCCUGUUGACAAGGACACAGCGGAGCAGCUGGCACACAGUGCCCAAUGGAAUGCUGGGAUACGUCCAGCCCCAGCGUACCCUCCGGUGCCCCGGCUCAGUGCUGAAGGACUCAGGGCCUCCUUGAGAUCCCAGAGGAGCUCACCUAUGGUGCCACUGUUUGAGGAACGUCCGUGGAGGAUACCUUCAAGCCGGGACUCACAAGAAGGCUGAACAAUAUCGCCACCAUCUGGAUAAUUUUUGACCUGCAAUGGGAUCCGAUAUGGAACAGGAUCCAUUAAACUGGGAAAUGGGUGGACUGAAGUAGGAUAGAUUAUCAGAAUCUAUGAAGUACUUAUUACAUGUUUAACUUAAACCAUGAGACACUUUUGUUCUAAAAAAUAGGCUCUGUAGCCUACUUGCAAAACUAUUCUACCAACAGCAGCGAAAUACAUCCUUCAUUUUUUAAAUAUAAUUAUGCAACCAAAUACUCAGAAAUAACACAGGCUACUUGAUAUGCAAUUAAAAAUCAGCUGUUCGUCCGAAAUGAUCGGUAAAC
Sardina pilchardus (European sardine) is the source of this 1630-nucleotide messenger RNA. RefSeq names its product F-box protein 16 (gene fbxo16). NCBI's taxonomy places the organism in Eukaryota, Metazoa, Chordata, Actinopteri, Clupeiformes, Clupeidae. Gene Ontology annotation, molecular function: protein binding. The coding region runs from base 157 to 1305 and encodes 382 amino acids. The transcript is spliced from 9 exons. The record is from RefSeq and is a predicted model, not a curated record.